Beta vulgaris subsp. vulgaris (sugar beet) is the source of this 2021-nucleotide messenger RNA. Its product is annotated as protein NRT1/ PTR FAMILY 5.5. Gene Ontology annotation, cellular component: membrane. The record is from RefSeq and is a predicted model, not a curated record. Gene Ontology annotation, biological process: transmembrane transport. The transcript is spliced from 6 exons. Bases 204 to 1907 code for a protein of 567 amino acids. Gene Ontology annotation, molecular function: transmembrane transporter activity. Lineage: Eukaryota; Viridiplantae; Streptophyta; Magnoliopsida; Caryophyllales; Amaranthaceae.
UACUCAUUUAGUAAGAGUAGAAAUUUUAUAUAUAACCUCUCCUCAACUCAUCUGCCUUCAUCAUCUUGUAUUUUUCCCUGGGACGGAGACCUUAUUUGUUCAUCAUCAACCAUGCAUAUCUAAUAUAUAUAGCUGAUAGUUCUUGAAAUUUCAUAUAUAUUGUACAUAAUUUAGUGGAAAACAAGAGUAAAAACAUCAAAAUCAUGAAGACAUUUUUCCGUAUAACAGGAAUAAUGUGGGCGGAUUUCUUCGCAUAUUAUGUUUUAUGGAUGAUGAUUAUUUACCUGACCGAUAUUUGGAAGCUUGAUUUUACACAUGCUGCUGCAAUUAUCAAUAUAUGGAAAGGUUCGGCUUUGGUAUUGCCUCUUGUAUUUGUCUAUCUUGCAGACGCUUUUUUCGGCAACUUUUGCAUCCUGCUCCUCACCAGUCUUUCCUAUACAGUUGGACUUGGGUUGUUAUGGAUGUCAACCCCACCAGUUCUAGGAAAGUCACAAGGAAAUUGCACGGCGUACAAGCCUGAAUGCAUAGGAGAGCAGCAAAAGCAAUUGUUCUAUGCUGCAUUGGUUCUAAUAGCUGUAGGAAUCGCAGGUCAUUUAACCUCUCUUGGACCCUUCGUAGGUGAUCAAUCCGAAAAAUUUAAUAAUGAAUUCAUGGCGACUGUAAAUAGAGCUGAUCAAGGUGGCUCUGUAUGCUCUACAAUGUGUCGUUUCAUGCUCGGUCCAUGUAUGGGCGUCUUAAUCCCAAUCAUCGGAUUCAUGGUUGUCACCUUCGUCAAAUCAUGGGGAGUUCAGUUUGGUGUUAGCGCCAUAUUUGCAUUGGCUUCACUUGUGGUUCUUCUGAGUGGCAUUCGCUCGUACAAGUAUGUUGGACCAAGAGGGAGCGCCCUCACUAUUGUGUUUCGGGUGUUUUUUGCUGCCUUCUCUAAGGUGCUCUCUAGGCAUCCUCAAGAUACGAAUGAGCUUUACGAGAAACAUGAUGUCCAUGGAAAUGACACUGCAUUGCUGCCUCAUACUGAUGGUCUUAGGUGUCUGGACAAGGCUGCAAUAGUACUCCCACAACCAACUUUAGAGCAACAAGAACAACAUAAAUGGAAACUUUGCAGGGUGACAGAAGUUGAAGCAACCAAGAUCACCAUACGGAUAAUUCCUCUAUGGAUGACCUUCAUAAUUUGUGGGGUUGUAUCUGCCAUAGGUGACACAUACUUUCUUGAGCAAGCAACAACGUUGAACCCGAAAUUAGGACGCAUCAAAGUCCCUCUGAUAUUUUUCUUAGGGUUCUAUGACCAAUCAAAGAGCCUCUUCUCUAAGUUGUUUGUUAUGGUGGGUACCAAAAUUAUUAGACAUUCGACAUCAUGUAGACGCUAUGUUCCUCCUAUAGGAGUUGCGGUAGCAAUGGUAUUCUCGAUUCUAUGCUGCGUUGCAGCGUCAAAAAUCGAGACAAGAAGGCUAAGAAUUGUGAAGAGUCAUGGCUUAAUUGAUAAGCCAGAUGACAGAGUGCCUAUGACCAUAUUUUGGCUUUUACCACAAUUCGCAUUGCUUGGUGCUUUAGAUGGAAUUCGCGAAUGGAGUGUUCCAUAUCUAGUAAGUGAUCAAGCUCCUCCGUCUAUGAUUACGUACUUCAAUUAUCUCCAAUUAGGUGUGUUUGGAGUUGGAUUUAUGGGAAGCGCGCUUUCGGUUUAUGUAGUAGGAAAGAUUAGCCAAAAGAUUGGUGGAAUAAAUUGGUUUCAAAGUACAUUAAACAAGAGUCGAUUAGACAACUAUUACUGGGUAUUAGCUGCAUUAAGUGCUGUAAAUCUUGUUAUCUAUAUUAUUGUGGCAUACUUCUAUCGCUAUAACGAUUCAGUGUUAGAAGAGUUGGAAGAGCCAGAGUAUGAUGAAACUGAAGACAACAUGUUCAACCACCUUUAAUUUGAUCAAGAUUCAAGAUGAAAGAUAAUCUCAUUAUGUACUCAUCUUAUUGAUAACACAGUUUUGUAAUGCUUCUUUCAGAAGGAAAAAGUGUUGAUCUUGGUAUUUCAAUAU